This is a messenger RNA of Pyrus x bretschneideri (Chinese white pear), 1782 nucleotides long. RefSeq names its product probable dolichyl pyrophosphate Glc1Man9GlcNAc2 alpha-1,3-glucosyltransferase. Gene Ontology annotation, cellular component: endoplasmic reticulum membrane. Lineage: Eukaryota; Viridiplantae; Streptophyta; Magnoliopsida; Rosales; Rosaceae. Gene Ontology annotation, molecular function: dolichyl pyrophosphate Glc1Man9GlcNAc2 alpha-1,3-glucosyltransferase activity. The transcript has 4 exons. The record is from RefSeq and is a predicted model, not a curated record. Bases 129 to 1733 code for a protein of 534 amino acids. Gene Ontology annotation, biological process: protein N-linked glycosylation.
AAAACAGUGGCUAAAAGCGAUAGCCAAUCCAUAAUUCUACACGCCUUCAAAUUCCACGUUUUUCCCUUUCUUUUCCCCUCAAAACUUUACAAUUCCCGCAACUCGCUUUCCACGGAAUUUUCAACUCCAUGGAAGCUCAAACCGCCCCGAAACUUCAAAACCCUCCGAAACCCCGCAACCCCAUCACAGAGCUAUGGUGGUUCUUCGCCAUCUCCGCCUGCGUAAAGCUGCUUCUGAUCCCAGCCUACAAAAGCACAGACUUUGAGGUCCACCGCCACUGGCUAGGCAUAACCCACUCUCUCCCUCUCUCCCAAUGGUACUCCGACGAGACGAGCAUUUGGACCCUCGACUACCCGCCAUUCUUCGCCUACUUCGAGCGAUUCCUUUCCGUUUUCGCCAAUCUCAUCGACCCACAAAUCGUUCACCUCCAAAAGGGCUUGAACUACAGCUCAAACACAGUGCUUUACUUCCAAAGAAUCUCUGUAAUCUUAUCGGAUUUGUGCCUUUUGUAUGGGGUUUUUCGAUUGACUAGGAAUUCGGAUUCGAUGAAGCAAAAGAUGAUCUGGGUAUUGGUGAUUUGGUCGCCAAUGCUUGUGAUUGUGGACCAUUUGCAUUUCCAGUACAAUGGGUUUUUGCUUGGGAUUUUAUUGAUUUCGCUUUCGUGUUUGGAGGAAGGGAGGGACUUGAUGGGUGGGCUUAUUUUUGCUGUGCUAUUGUGCUUCAAGCAUUUGUUUGCAGUCGCGGCGCCUGUUUAUUUUGUUUACUUGUUGAGGCAUUAUUGCUGGAAAGGAUUGGUGAGGGGUUUCUGGCGGCUUUCGGUUUUGGGGACUGUUGUUGUGGCUGUUUUUGCAUUGGCAUAUGCCCCAUUUGUGUAUCAUGGGCAGAUGCAACAAGUUAUCCACCGCAUGUUUCCUUUUGGAAGGGGACUUUGCCAUGCCUAUUGGGCACCGAAUUUUUGGGUGUUCUAUAUCAUACUGGAUAAAGUGCUUGCUUUCUUGCUUGGAAGACUUGGAUUCAACAUUCAAGCACCAGCAGCUUCAUUCACUGGUGGGCUAGUUGGGGAUUCAUCCCCUUUUGCUGUACUACCUCAGGUCACUCCUGCGACAACCUUUAUCCUGGUUCUGAUUUCCUUAACCCCUUGUCUCAUUAAAGCUUGGACACAUCCACGACCAUCGUUGAUUACCAGAUGGGUAGCCUAUGCAUAUACUUGUGGGUUUAUGUUUGGGUGGCACGUUCAUGAGAAGGCAUCACUCCACUUUGUCAUCCCUCUUGCCAUUGUUGCAGUGCAGAGUUUGGAUAAUGCAAGGCAUUACUUCUUGAUAUCAAUUGUGUCCUGCUACUCACUGUUCCCACUUCUAUAUGAAGCCCAGGAGUAUCCAGUAAAGGUCCUAUUGCUGUUACUACACUCCACGCUUAUGUGGUUAGGUUUCUCUGCACAAUUCGCUAACGGGAUUGCCCUUGAAACGGCAAACUCUGGAAAGAAAAAAGAUGAUGAUUUUCAAUCGAAGAGACGUUCUGUUGGAGCUGCCCAGAAAGGAGGGUUUGUUAUUGGGUGGGUUCACUGGAGUUAUUUGGUUAGUAUGUUGCUGGUUGAGAUUUGGGGUCAGUUUUUGCAUCCCAUCAUUUUUGGUGAUAAGCUUCCUUUUAUACCCCUCAUGCUUAUCUCAACAUACUGUGGAAUAGGGGUCAUGUACUCUUUCAUUUGGCAAUUAAAAUGGAUCCUUGAUUCGUGAUUGUUCAGGUUUUGACGUUAUCUUAAUUAAUAUAGUAUUAUGAAGUGAA